Molecule: messenger RNA, 3949 nt
Organism: Sceloporus undulatus (fence lizard)
Lineage: Eukaryota; Metazoa; Chordata; Lepidosauria; Squamata; Phrynosomatidae
Product: D-beta-hydroxybutyrate dehydrogenase, mitochondrial-like
Exons: 7
Coding region: 1463-2674 (403 amino acids)
Molecular function (GO): oxidoreductase activity
Source: RefSeq, a predicted model, not a curated record
GGGCCCCCGAGGCUCUCCCCCGGCGCCCUCCUUCCCCCCGAGGAGGAGGAGGAGGAGCGCUUCUCCAGGCCCGGGGCUUCCCUCGGAGGCCCUGCCACGGAGCCUCCUCUUCCUCCGGAGCCUGGAUGCCCUCUCUCCGGGGAGCAGGAGGAAGAGGGGCUGGACCGGGCCAUGAGCUUCCUAGGCUCCCGGGGUUCCUCCUCAGCCACAAAGGGCAAGGCCGGGCGGGGCGCGGUGAAGGGGCCUCUCUUGGGCUCCUCUCCGGCCCAAGGUCGGCCCUUCCCAAAAUGGCGCCUUCCUCGCCCCAAGGAAGCGCGCAGGGCCAGGCCUUCCCCCUCUGCCCCGCUUGCCUGCCCUCUCCAGCCCUUCUUUACAGAGCGCUGCAAGGUUGGCACAAAGCAAAGCCUGCAAGCGGCGCCCCAGGAGGAGCCCCAAAGCCCCGCUUGGCCUGGGCCGCCCCUGCUCCCUGCGCCUGAGACCCAUGGCCUGCGGGGAGGGGGCCAGAGAGGGUCCCUUUCGACUGCAGGGCGGGUUGGCACACAGAGAGGCCCAUGGGCGACCGGGGGGGGGGGCUCUGUGGUCCCAUCAUCUCCCCCCUUUGCCCACCACCAGCAUGGACCACUCAGCUGGGCGCCCCUGCCAUGGCCCUUGCCAGCCUGACCUUUUGAUGGGCCUCCAUGAAGCCCUUGCCGGCCCAGGAGCCGGGCUUUUAGGAGUCUCUGGGGGCCUCUGGGCUCUGCCUUUGCCCCUUCUGGCCAUGCUUCCCCUCCAGGGCCUCCCCACAGAGUCCGGGCUGAGGGGCCUUUUCCUGUGGGGGGCCCCCUGAUGCUGGCCCUGUGCUCUUCCCCAAUGAGGGAUGUGGGGGGCAUGCAGAGAGGAUGCUGGGAGUGCCCCUGAGGGUCCAAACCGAAAAGGGUCAGGCACAUGGCAUCAGAAAGCAGGCCCUGGCCCAGGAGGCCAGCAUGGGAGCCUGCUGCGGGCUUGAAAGGGCCCUCUCCUCUCCCUCUGAGGAUCAACAGCCUUGGCCGCCAGAGCCCUGAGUCAACUUGCCCCUUUGACCUGCCUUUGGCCAGACCAAGGGAUCGCUCUCUCCCCUUCCUCUUCUCUCCCUCUGGAAAUCCCCCCCUUGGCCUUCGCCCUGGAAGUGUGUGCGCGCGCGGGGGGGGUCCUCAAAUAGCUUGUUUGUCAUUCUCCUUCCCAUGAUCUUUUUUGUCCUCAUUGUGUAAGCCACCCACUUCCUCCAAAAACUUUGACCUGUAUCUGGUGGAUAGUGAUGAUGAUGAUGAUGAUGGUUCAGGGGGAUGGUAGAUAAAAGGCAGCCCACAGGCAGAGGGGGGCCAUGAAAGGCUUCUUCACACUUGGGCAGCAGACAGGGCAGCUGCUAAGAGAUACCCCCCCCCCCCAAGUUGGAAGACCUUAAUGGGAGAUAAGAGCAGAGGGUCACUGUCUGAUAAGGACUUUUAUGGGGGACUCAGAGUCCCGAGGGGAACAAGGCCUCCUUCCUUCAUCCUGGCUCCUUGGGCUGGUUGCUGCAGAGUCCAGAGGGGAGGAAGAAAAGGAAGAAGGAGGAGAAAGAAAGCAGAGGACAAAGAGGACCCCUCCCCUGACUGUGGCCCCCAUGGCGACCCUCUUAGCGGCCACCCGUGUCUCCCGGCCUCUGGUCCAGCUGGCCCUUCAAGCCCCACGCUGCAAGGAUGCGGCUGCUGUGGCUGGCCUCCGGCCCCCUCUGCAGUUCUGCUUCUCUGCCACCUCGGUCAGCCUGCAGGGCCGGCGUUCCUAUGGGACGGAAGUGGAAGAGAUUGGAGAGCGGGCCGUCCUGAUCACCGGCUGCGACUCCGGCUUUGGCUUUGCCCUAGCUAAGCACCUCCAUGAGAGGGGCUUCAUCAUCUACGCUGGAUGCCUCCUGAAGGAACAAGGCCGAGGGGGCUCCAAGGACCUGGACAAUAUGAAGAGUGACCGGAUGAGGACCGUCCAGCUCAACGUUUGUGAUAGCGACGACGUGGGGCGUGCUGUAGACUACAUGACAUCCACCCUGAAGGACACCGAGACUGGGCUCUGGGGCCUGGUGAACAAUGCUGGGAUCUCCACCUUUGGGGAAGUUGAAUUCACCAGCAUGGACACCUACAAGGAGGUGGCUGAAGUGAACCUGUGGGGCACAAUCCGCACCACCAAGGCUUUCCUUCCUCUCAUCCGCAGAGCCAAAGGCCGCGUGGUCAACAUCAGCAGCAUGAUGGGGCGGAUGGCUAACCCGGCCCGCUCACCCUACUGCAUCACCAAGUUUGGGGUGGAGGCCUUUUCCGACUGCCUGCGCUACGAGAUGCGCCCCCAUGAUGUGAAGGUCUGCAUCGUGGAGCCUGGGAACUUCAUUGCUGGCACCAGCCUCUAUAGCCCUGAGCGGAUCAAGGCCAUCGCUGACAAGAUGUGGGAUGAGCUGCCCGAGAUUGUCCGGCGGGACUACGGGCGGAAGUACUUCGACGAGCAGAUUGCCAAGAUGGAGUCGUACUGCAACAGCGGCUCCUCCGACACCUCGCCCGUCAUCGACAGCAUCACCCAUGCGCUCACUUCCAUCACCCCCUACACUCGCUACCAUCCCAUGGACUACUACUGGUGGCUGCGCAUGCAGGUCAUGACCCACAUGCCCGCUGCCAUCUCUGACCGCCUCUACAUCUACUGAGGUUUGAGAGGCAGGGGUGGGUGGUGGGAGGUGGUUGGCACUCCUCUGUUCUCCCCCCCCCUCCCCUCCCCCCCAGCCAUGACCACCAGGAAGGGAAGCUCCAUGGGGUGGGAGGCGCUCUCUACCCAUUGUAGCCCCAUAGUCUCACUCCGUUAGUUGGGUCUCCACGUACAGUACUGUAGGCUUAAGAAGUCAUUAAUUUAAAAACACGUGAAACCUAAUUUAUCCCUUUGCAUGGUGUGUCUUGUUGGCACUAAGCGGGCCGCGUCUUUCGGAUUGGCCCAGCUUGACGCCCGUGCUCUCUAUUUAUUUGGAGUGCUCCCACUCCCCUCUCCAGACACUCCAGGGAACCAUUGGCCUCCGUUGUCCCAAUCACCUGGUCCACACCCUUCCCUCUGCACAUGACUGUUACUGAGAGGCCCCCUCCCCAUGGAAACUAUGGGUCGGGCUGGGCCACCCCUCUCCUCUUGGCUGCCUUCCUCUGUCCACCAGGAAGGGGCCAUGCAGGCUGGGCACUUGGUCUCCCGUUCCCUUUACACGCACACUCCUUGUUUGGGGUGGGGAACUCUGUAGUAGACCAGGGUCCCCACCUGCCUUGCCUGCUCUCCCUGCCAUCAUUCCCAUGGCAGGUCGGUGUGGGUGAGCAGUCCACUCCUGCGCACAAGGGUGGAGGGCACUCUGCCUGGCUGAAUGGCUCCAAGGGGGAGGGUGACGGUCAGGGGAAGGGAUCAGCUGGUGUGGGCCACCUCCCUGCCGAUGCUGCCAGGCACGGCACCUGAAGCAGCAACCGUGAGUCCGUCCCCUUAGCAGGGAAUGUCCUUUUCCCCAUUUUGGAGAGGGGCUGAGAGGGCUGCCCUUCUUCCAGGCCUCCCUCCACCCCACAUGGCAUCUGGGCCCACCAGAUGCAUCAUCCGUGACCACAACAAACGCACAUUGGGGGAGAGGGAGGGCCUUUAGCAGCACUCUGGAAAGGGAAAGGCCCCCACCACGGUUCUUCUUGCCAACAUGCUCAAGGAGCAAAGUUGUUUUUUUAAUUUAAUUUUAUUUUUUGGUACAAAAAGGCCACAUGGAGAUAUUUUUGUGAUGCUUCAGAGGUGAACAAAAGGGUCACUGAAAGCAGAUUGGAAAUAUUUGUGACAAAAUAUUUGCAGUUGGGGGGGCCUGGGGAGGUGGCGGGGGACACCACUUUGCCCCUUAACAAACUGUAACGCGUGGAGAACGAGUCUGUGAUCAAAUAUUCUCUGCCUCGAUUAACAUUAAAUGACAGUGACAAAG